This is a messenger RNA of Desarmillaria tabescens, 1534 nucleotides long. RefSeq names its product Intradiol ring-cleavage dioxygenase-like protein. Bases 216 to 1460 code for a protein of 414 amino acids. Gene Ontology annotation, molecular function: oxidoreductase activity, acting on single donors with incorporation of molecular oxygen, incorporation of two atoms of oxygen; iron ion binding. NCBI's taxonomy places the organism in Eukaryota, Fungi, Basidiomycota, Agaricomycetes, Agaricales, Physalacriaceae. The transcript is spliced from 6 exons. The record is from RefSeq and is a predicted model, not a curated record.
GCCCUUACACAAUUUCUAGCAAUUUCCCGCCCGACUAGACCCCAGCAAGACGUACUGCGCGAACUCGCCAAGUCUAUAUAUUCCCGCUUCACUACCGACUCCAUGUCGAGUGUUCCGUUUUUUCCUAUGCGCCCAGGACGGCGGAUUAUCGAGGUAUAAGACGCUACUAGGAUGGGACCUCUACCCGACAAUCUUGCAUCGGCUCCUUGUAAGGCAUGGUCUAUUUCCCUUCUAUCGCGUCUUUUGCUUUACUAGCUGCGACCGCAGUCGUCGGGAACCCGGGGGCAGCUCCCACGAGCAGCGUCGGAAUUGCUCAGAGCUCGAGGCUUCACCAAACUGCCCGCCGCUCGCUCGCGGCAUGCCAGGACACUCUUUCCCGUCGUGACAAAAUGGAGAAAUCGGCUACGCGCCGUGCGGCUCUGGUAGACCACCUUCGAAAGAAACGGGGUCUCGUCACUCGCGCUCCGUACAAGCGUGCGCUCAGUUCGAACAACGUAUUGAGCACCACUCACUUGCCGAGGUCAAGUGAGGCGGAACUCAACAUGGAGCGCGACCAAGAGUCGUCCUACGUUCGGGGGGAGUACGUGCGUUCGACCAUCUCGGAGGAACAGCCGGGUAUCUAUACCUACGUCGACCUCGAGCUGAUUGAUGUAUCGACUUGCGAGACUGCUCCGGACUUGUACAUUGAUUUCUGGCAUUGUAAUUCGACUGGCGUGUAUUCAGGAAUUCUCGGGUCCGGCAAUGGUGAUUCAAGCGAUGUUUCUAACGUGGACAAAACAUUCCUCCGUGGCAUCCAGCCAACCAACGAAGAGGGACAUGCGUCCUUCGAGACCAUCUUUCCGGGCCACUAUUCUGGACGCGCGACUCAUUUCGACACGGUCGUCCACAGCCAGGGAACCGUCUUCGACAACGGUACUUUUACCGCCCCCAGCGUACACUACAUUGGUCAAAUUUUCUUCGACCAAGACCUGGUCUCCAUCGUUGAGGCUACCUCUCCGUAUAGCACUAACACCAUCGAGAUUACGACCAACUCCGUCGAUGAGGUGUUCGUGUUAGGUAUUGGGUCAAUAGUCCUCGAAUACGUCUACCUUGGUGAUGACAUCUCGGAUGGUUUGCUGGUCUGGGGUGUCAUUGGUGUCGAUAUGGGUGCAACCUACGAAAUCACGCCAGCCGCUACUUUGACUGAACAUGGAGGUGUUAUCCACUAUCCCAGUUCUAUUGGGGGAGGCAACAUGACUGGUGACUUCCCAAGCGGAGCCGGAUCUGACAACUCGACCUCCUCCGGUGGCGACGUGAUUAGUGGGUUCCCAAGUGGGACCGGGUCUGACAACUCGACCUCUUCCGGUAACAAUACAACUAGCGAUAGUGGAGACGAGUCUGGCGAAUCGACUUCCUCCAGUGACAACAGCACAAUAACUCUCCUUCAUGGAGAUUUGCUUUGUAACUGCACGUCUUAUUAAGAUCUCGAGCGUCAUUUUGCUAUUCUUUAUAUGCUUGGAUAAAAUUCAAUAGAUUUAUAUUGAUCAUAUUUUCA